Ramularia collo-cygni is the source of this 2007-nucleotide messenger RNA. RefSeq names its product probable CBS and PB1 domain protein. The transcript has 2 exons. Lineage: Eukaryota; Fungi; Ascomycota; Dothideomycetes; Mycosphaerellales; Mycosphaerellaceae. Bases 1 to 2007 code for a protein of 668 amino acids. Gene Ontology annotation, molecular function: protein binding. The record is from RefSeq and is a predicted model, not a curated record.
AUGUCUACCGCCGGCGGGACUCAACGAGGCACGCCCAAGACUGCUCGCCCUCAGAUGAGCUUCCCUGAAAGCAGCUCAUCCAGCAUCCCUCGCCCGAAGCUCGAGUCGACCGUCAGCGAUGUCAAUUCGUCCUUGAUGACUAGCCGUGCGAAACAGUCAAAACGCGAUGAGGCCAUACGAAGCAAGAUAGAAAAGGACCUCAACAAGAAGAGAGGUCCCGCGAACCGAUCUCGUCAGACUCGCAAAGCACCGCCUGGGACCGUCCUAGCCCUUCGACCAAACCAAGCUCUGCAGAUCAAACCAACCAUGACCGUCACGGAGGCCGCGCAAUUGAUGGCUGCGAAGCGGGAGGAUUGUGUACUUGUCACCGACGACGACGACAGGAUUGCCGGCAUCUUUACCGCGAAGGAUCUUGCGUUUCGAGUAGUUGGUGCUGGUCUGAAGGCUCAGAAUGUGACCGUUGCCGAGAUCAUGACGAAGAAUCCCCUAUGCGCGAAGACAGACACCAGUGGUACCGAUGCAUUGGACCUUAUGGUACGGAAAGGUUUCAGGCAUCUGCCUGUCAUGGACGAGAAUCACGAUAUAUCGGGCAUCUUGGAUAUCACCAAAUGCUUCUACGAUGCGAUGGAGAAAUUGGAACGCUCGUACACUUCAUCCAAGAAGCUCUACGAUGCGUUGGAAGGUGUGCAGGCUGAACUUGGCUCUAGUCAACCCCGGCAGGUUAUUGACUAUGUCGAGGCUGUGAGACAGCGCAUGUCUAGCCCGACACUUGAGUCUGUGUUGAAUGGUCUCCCCCCAGUCACCGUCUCCGUCCGAACGAGUGUCAAGGAAGCCGCACAAAUGAUGAAAGAGAAUCACACAACUGCAGUCCUGGUGCAGGAUCAGGGCCAAAUCACUGGAAUCUUCACGUCCAAGGAUGUGGUUUUGCGUGUCAUCGCAGCCGGUCUCGAUCCUGCCAACUGCAGUGUCAUUAGAGUCAUGACGCCACAUCCCGACUUUGCCCCAAUGGAUAUGAGCAUACAACAGGCAUUGCGGAAGAUGCACGAUGGGCAUUACCUCAACCUACCAGUCAUGAACAAAGAGAACGACGAAAUCGUAGGAAUGGUGGACGUCCUGAAGCUCACAUAUGCCACUCUCGAUCAGAUCAACAGCAUGUCAACGGGAGACAACGAAGGUCCUGCUUGGAACAAGUUCUGGAUGUCAAUGGAGGCUGAAACGGAAUCUAUGAUGUCUGGCGACAACAGCCAUGCACCUCACACUCCCGAUGCUCGCUCACACAUGAUGUCGCCCGACGCUAGCCACCGUAUCAGCCACCUUGAGAGAGGUGAGAGCGUCAUGCCAGGUGACUCGGCGUCCCAUCUAGGGGCCCACGAAGCUGAGGAAAAGUCCGUGCUCGCUGGAGCUAUCGAGGACACGCCGUUUACAUUUAAAUUCAAAGCACCGAGCGGCCGCAUCCACCGUCUCCAAGUUGUAGCGGCGGCAGGCCUAUCCGAGCUGAUCACAGACGUCGGCGAAAAGCUUGGUAACGAGGCUGAAGGUAUCGGUGGCGUUCCGACCUUUGAAAACGGCAAGCUCGGCCACGCCGGGUUUGCGUUGAGCUACAUGGACAAUGAAGGCGACACUGUCUCCAUCACUACCGAUCACGAUCUUUUAGAGUCCAUCACCCUUGCUCGGCGGGCCAACAAGGACAAGGUCGAUCUAUUCGUCCACGAUCCGGAAAAGCCAGCAAUGACGGCCACCGUCGAUCCGCAGCCCGCGAUUCUGCCUCCGAUCCAACCUCCAGAGUCAAUUCGUCGCCGCAAGCAGUAUUCCGACUCGGAGGAGGAGGAAGAGGAAGCGCAAAGCAGUGUUCGCCGAAGAGAGCGAAAGGCCGCGUCGGCUCAGCCUCCACAGCAGGCGGAGCAGUUGAUUCCUGGCGUACCAAACGAACUACUCCUACCAGGUGCGAUUGCUGCUCUUGGUGCUGUGGCAGUCAUCACAUUCGUGGUCGGCCGAUCAAGUAGAUGA